Molecule: messenger RNA, 1563 nt
Organism: Malassezia globosa CBS 7966
Lineage: Eukaryota; Fungi; Basidiomycota; Malasseziomycetes; Malasseziales; Malasseziaceae
Exons: 1
Coding region: 1-1563 (520 amino acids)
Biological process (GO): dTTP biosynthetic process; dUDP biosynthetic process; dTDP biosynthetic process
Cellular component (GO): cytosol; nucleus; cytoplasm
Molecular function (GO): dTMP kinase activity; nucleoside diphosphate kinase activity; ATP binding
Source: RefSeq, a predicted model, not a curated record
AUGUCCGAGUAUUCUUUUGUGAUUCCGUUUCCCGGUGGCUCGCAAGCAGAUGCUGAGAGAGGUCACGGUUUCCAUGCCAUUCUUCGACUUGCGCCUGCUCUAGGAAAUACUGGUUUCCCAACAGAUCGAACAUGCCGCGGGCGUCGUCUCGCCGUUUUCACGCAUGGUCUUUUGUCGCAUAAGAAUGGGAUUUUUUUCAAGCCACUCGCUUCUUUGUUAGACAUGGACUCGCUUCGUUGGGAUAUGUCGGGGGAGGGCAGCACGCCUGGGACGUGGCAUGCUGGCCAUUACGACGACGCUGCAGACGAGCUAUUUCAUGUGGUAAAUUACAUGCAUCAACGCUUCGGAUAUGUUGUUGAUCUCAUGAUUGGCCAUUCUAAAGGAUGCGCGGUUCAAGCAACAUACAUCUCCCGGUACUGCACACCAUGGCCCAUGCGUCAGCAUCGGCCUCCAUCGCGUAUGAUCUUUGUAAAUGGUCGUGUAUUCAUGUCGCGCAUACGGCGUUUGGAUGCAAAAUUCCAGCCCGAUUUUGAUAAACAGGGUUACAGCUCUUUGUCUCUCACAGUUCGUGGGCAAAAGGUUGAAUUCAAAUUGUACCCAGAGGACCACGAAUCUCAGUGCUCUUUUCCUGCCCACGUCCACUACGCCAAUCUUCCAAAUCACAUUCAAUGUUAUAUUGCACACGGAACUCUAGACAAUGUGGUCCCUGUCAUCGAUGCUGGCGAGAUGGCCAACAUUUUCACGGCACAACCAGGUCGUCCCGCUGGCUCUGUUCAUGUCAAUCUGAUCGAACAGGGAGACCACAAUCUCAAAGGUGACGCACUGCAGGUCUUUUUGGACGGCGUGCGCUUAUGGCUUGAGCAAACGUCAUCAACGCCUGCGCUUCUUGGUAACCGUAUGCUUAUAUCAAAUCCAACGAAUGGCGAGCGGGGUGUCUUCAUCGUGGUUGAGGGUCUCGAUCGCUCGGGUAAGUCCACACAGGUUGAUAGACUGGUCCAGACGCUCGGUCCGCGUGCAAGGCUUGUCAAGUUUCCGGAGCGCACUACCCCCAUCGGAUCCAUGAUUCACUCGUACCUUAAGAACCAAACUGACGCGUGUGACCAAACUGUACAUCUGCUAUUCUCGGCAAACCGCUGGGAAUUGCUCUCAUCCAUCGUUCAGAGUCUUAGAGAUGGUCAGCAUGUCAUUUGUGACCGAUACAUUUUCUCUGGCAUGGCCUAUACACAUGCAAAAGGGCUCGAUCUGGCCUGGUGUACAGCACCAGACGUCGGUCUGCCUGUGCCAGACUUGACACUAUUCCUGGAUCUCGAUGAGUCCACGGCUACGAAGCGCGCGGCUUAUGGCGAAGAAAGGUAUGAAAGGCGCGCUUUCCAGCGUCUUGUGCGUCAUGCAUUCGAAAAUGUCGAACAACUCAUGCUCCGAAGCGGCGCGCGUUGGGAGCGACUCGAUGCGAGUGGCACUCUGGAUGAUGUGUGGCAGGCAGUGCAUGCCCAGGUGCAAGAGGUCGUAUCGGCCCCACGAUCAGCCUCGUUGUUUUCCUGGAUUUCCGCUCUGCUGCUUUAG